Molecule: messenger RNA, 965 nt
Organism: Prosopis cineraria
Lineage: Eukaryota; Viridiplantae; Streptophyta; Magnoliopsida; Fabales; Fabaceae
Exons: 3
Coding region: 154-753 (199 amino acids)
Molecular function (GO): RNA binding
Source: RefSeq, a predicted model, not a curated record
UUCGGAAUAACCGUCGCUUCAAGAAGAUUCUGCAAGGGGGGCCCAUCCACAGAACCAGGUGGCUGCCUUCCCGGGACGCCGGCGAAUUCCUCACCGACGUUCACUUUCCGGUGAAGUUUUCUUUUCUAUGUUUGGUUUCUUUCACUGUGAUACAUGGGGUCUUCAGCAGAAGAAGAAUAUGCUGCAUUCCUAGAGAAGGUUGAACGGACAGUUUACUUUGACAACCUGUCACCACAAGUUACUGAAUCUGUGUUGAUAGCUGGCAUUGAUCAGUUUGCAACUGUAGAAAGUGUCAAGCUUAUUCGCAACUACAAUGAACCAAGGAACAUGCCAAUAUGUGCAUUAGUGGAAUUGGACUCUGCUACUAAGGCCAAAGAAGUUAUAUCAGUGUUAUCACAAAAUCCUUUCAUGAUGUGUGGGAUGCCAAGGCCUGUAAGGGUGCGCCAAGCUGAAGUGGAAAUGUUUGAUGAUCGCCCCAAGAAGCCUGGAAGAAAGAUAGACUGCCAAUGGUUGGAGCCUGAUGACCCUGAUUUUAAGGUGGUACAGGAACUGAAGCGACUUACACACAAACAUACUGCUGAAGCUGCACGCCUUAUGGAACUGCAACUACAAGAAGAGGAGAAGCUUCAGAACCAGCAGACAGCCACACUGAAGGGACACUAUGAUAAGUUAAAGAAAAUUGAAAGCAUUAUGGCUGAUGGAAAUGCCCGACGUUUGGCACGAAAGUAUGAUCUGCGUCUUCUAGAUGAUUGAAGUCUUUUUUAUGUGUACCAUGCAAAUAGUUUUCUAUUUUGUAGCUUUAGAUAAGUAGCUCCCCUUAGACCUUAGUAUCAAAUCUCAUCUAUGGGUACAUGUUAUACUGUAAUCCGUGUCAAACAUCUGUUUAUACGGUCUCUCAUUAAUGUAUAGAACAAUGAUGAGAUAAUAUUUUGAAUGGGAUAAUAUGAUAUACAACUGCUAUAACA